GGCAGAUACAAGAAUCCCUGAUCCAGCUGCUUUCAACAUCAUACCUGCACAGAGUUUGCUAUUCUCCGGCUUCAAUCUGAUCUGGAGAGAACUUCCCAAACAUCUACAGUCCUGGUAGCUAUAUCACAUACACAUGGGACUAAACUGUACCGUCAAAAACAUAUGAUUCUCCAAAGCUCAAAACAAGAUAUACCCAAAGCAACAAGAACACACUCUCCGAAAAUGCAGUUCAAGGUACCAGUUGGGUUCAAUCUUUCAAGAUUUCACAGCUCUUGGACAUGGAGAUUUGUGCUGUCACAAUCAUACUCUUCAAACAAGGCGGCACCGAUUAACGGCAGUUAUUCCGGUGGGGGUGAUUUGAAAAAACGAAUUUUGAAGGUGGUUUCAUCGGGUGUGAACCCGACGAGGAGUGUGCUUGAGAAUUGGGUGGAUGAAGGCCGUAGAGUUUGUCUAAACGAGCUUAGGGUGAUUAUACGGCAGCUCAUGAAACGACGUCGAUUUGGACCUGCUUUGGAGAUACUUAACUGGAUGGAAACUCAACAUUGUUCUCAGAUGUUACGUCAUGAUUAUGCCAGGCGACUGGAAUUAACUGUUAAAGAACACGGUAGAAUAGAAGCUGAAAGAUAUUUUGAGAGUUUAACAAGCACUAUUUCGCUGAAAGCUGCUUCCCUCCCUCUUCUUCAUUGUUAUGUUGAAGAAAGGUCCACUGAGAAGGCUGAAGCUUUCAUGCUAAAGAUAAAUAAGUUGGGACUUGCUCUGAGCCCUCAUCCGUUUAAUGAGAUGAUGAAGCUUUAUAAGGCCACAUCUCAGUACCAAAAAGUACCAUCAGUCAUCCUGCAAAUGAAACAAAACCGAAUAACCUUAAACGUCCUCUCCUAUAAUCUCUGGAUGGACGCAUGUGGGGAGCUCUCUGGGGUUGAAUCAGCAGAGAUGGUAUACAAAGAGAUGCUGAGUAACCAAAAUGUAGAAGUGGGAUGGAGCUCUUUAGCUACAUUAGCGAAUAUUUAUAAGAAAGCAGGACUCACAGACAAGGCAGUUUUGGCCCUAAAAACUGCUGAAAAGAAAAUAUCCAACAGUAAUCACUAUCCUUACUUCUUUCUCAUAACGCAGUAUGCUUCUUUAAAGAACAAAGAUGGAGUACAUCGGGUCUGGGAAGCCUCUAAAGCAGUAAACUCUCCGAUAACUUGUGCCAACUACAUGUGUAUCUUGUCGUCUUUGGUCAAGCUUUGUGACAUGAGAGAGGCCGAGAGAAUUUUUGUGGAAUGGGAGUCUCAAUGCAGAACAUAUGACAUUAGAGUCUCCAACAUUCUUCUCGGUGGAUACAUGAGAAAUGGAUCAGUUGAAAAAGCUGAAUCGUUACAUUAUCACACGUUGGAGAAAGGUGGAUGUCCAAAUUCUAAAACCUGGGAGAUAUUGGUGGAAGGAUGGAUAAGGAGUCAACAAAUGGAUAAAGCUACCGAUGCCUUGAAAAGUGGUCUUGCUGCUCUAAAACAUUAUGAAUGGAGGCCAUCACCAAGUAUUGAUGUCGCAAUUUCAGAAUAUUUCGAAGAAACUAGACAGUUUGAGAAGGCUAUGGAGUUUCUUACAACUCUUAGACAUUUUGGUCCUGCUAAUUUACAAGUGUACAAGUCAUUGCUUAGAAUGCAAAUCUCAAGAGAAGAAAGUCCACUGUACAUCCUUGAAAUGAUGCAGAAUGAUGGAAUUGACGUGGAUGAUGAGACCUCUGCCAUCUGUUCAGACGUUUUGCAUUGUUGAGAACUCAAAAUCCAUAGGGCAGAAGAUGGGUUAGAAUGUCAAGCAUGUUGAACAAUUUUUUGUCACUUGGUGCUAACUCAAAGCAUGCGGCUUGAAAUAUAAAGAGCACAGUGGAUGUGACUUCUUGGGACUGCAUCCUGCAGCGACUGAAAGUUGAAGGAACUCGUAUCCUUAAAAAGUAACUCAAAUUUUGCGUGGCAUAUUGACAGUCAGGCACUCGUUUUUUAUCAAGAAUGGGAGCAGCUUCAAGGACAUUCUGAAACCAUGAAACAAGUGAAGGCAUUUCCUCGGCAUCAAUAAGUCUGAUAUCCACAACCUCCUCAACAAUCUGAGCCCAGCAGAUGAUCCAAGCAGACGUGACAUCCAUGAAGCCAAUUUUUGCAUCUCCAAAAAAGUGCUUCUUGCCUAGUUCAUCCUCUAAAAUUUUCAAGUUCUCACGAGCUUCUUUUGCUAUCUUCUGUUGCUCCACUCCGACCUUGGCAAAGGUACCAAAUAUUCCUGGCACACACUGUAAAGAAAGAAAGAGCAUGAAUAAUCGAGUGAUUUGCUGCCAGAUGAUAAACAAGUAACACGAAUGGAUUCUUUCAUAUUUGAACAUUGGUUAUACCUUGUCAUCAACAAAUUUUGCCCAAAAACGCGCCUUGGCUCUUUCAUAAGGAUCUUCAGGGAGGAGUGGAUUGUGCUUCCAUGUCUCUUCAAUGUAUUCAAGUAUGACUAGUGAUUCUGCAAUAGGUUUCCCAUUAUGAACCAAAACCGGAAUCUUCUUAUGAACUGGAUUGUACUGCAAGAGCAAAGGACUUUUGUUUGAGAGAUCUUCUUCUUGGUAUUCAUAUUCAAUACCUUUCAGUUUCAGUGCCCAAUGAA
Messenger RNA from Solanum lycopersicum (tomato), 2619 nucleotides. NCBI's taxonomy places the organism in Eukaryota, Viridiplantae, Streptophyta, Magnoliopsida, Solanales, Solanaceae. The record is from RefSeq and is a predicted model, not a curated record.